Rhipicephalus sanguineus (brown dog tick) is the source of this 1251-nucleotide messenger RNA. Its product is annotated as patj homolog. The coding region runs from base 285 to 1124 and encodes 279 amino acids. NCBI's taxonomy places the organism in Eukaryota, Metazoa, Arthropoda, Arachnida, Ixodida, Ixodidae. The record is from RefSeq and is a predicted model, not a curated record. The transcript is spliced from 5 exons. Gene Ontology annotation, molecular function: protein binding.
GGAACAUUUUUGCGUGGAACACAGGGAUGGACGCCUCGAAGAAGGAGACCAGAUCCUGGCGAUAGACGGCCAGCCACUGGACAGCAACAUCUCGCACCAGCAGGCCAUUGGCAUUCUCCAACAGGCCAGGGGAACCGUGCAAACUUGUGCUUGCCAGGGGUACACCGGUCAGUGCCACUCCACCCGCCACCCAAGGCACCCCUCCCCCUCCUUUGCCGUCGAGUUCCCUCUCCGGAUCCGCGACUGCUGGAAGCACCAAGUCAGCAGCCGACCGGGAAGAAGCCAUGGUGCUGGGCACAGAGUGGGCCGAGGUGGAAGCUGUCGAGCUGCUCAACGAUGGCUCGGGCCUCGGGUUUGGCAUCAUUGGUGGCCGCAGCACGGGUGUCGUCGUCAAGACUGUUUUGCCUGGCGGCGUUGCAGAUCGGGAUGGGCGGCUGCAGAGCGGGGACCACAUUCUACAGAUCGGCGACGUCAACUUGCGUGGCCUGGGCUCGGAGCAGGUGGCCUCGGUCCUGCGUCAGGCGGGGGCCCGGGUGCGUCUCGUUGUGGCACGCCCCUCGGAGUCUGGCGACCUGCCGGCGCCUCGGCCCGCAUCGCUGCCGCCGCCUCUCGUGUUGCCCACCCGGCUCCUUGCCGACGCCGAGGAGCUGGAGCGGCGCCUGCAGAUCCACAGUGCCACCGUCGCCAUGGCAACGGCCACAGGGGGGAAGCCCGGGUCACCUCUGCUUUCCGAAAUGGCGCUGGACGAACUUCCCGAGACCGAGUCCUUCGAAGUGGAGCUAGUGAAAGACCAGCAGGGAUUGGGCAUCACCAUUGCUGGCUACGUCUGUGAAAAGGGCACCCAAGAUGAGAUCUCGGGCAUCUUUGUGAAGAGCAUCGCUAAGGGGAGUGCCGCGGAUGCCAGCGGCUGCAUCCGCGUCAACGACCAGAUCAUCGAAGUGGAUGGCCGGCCCCUCCAGGGUUACACCAACCACCAGGCCGUCGAGGUGCUCCGCUCGACGGGCAAGUGCGUGAAGCUACGACUGGCCCGGCACCUCCGCGGGGCCCGCUACCUUCAGCUGCAGCACGCCGUUGCGCUCUCGGAGCCAGCAGCCUGCCACCGCUGCCGACCACGCCAACGCUGACGCCGGGACACGUGACACCGGUGUCGUCGCCGGGUAGCGCCCCGCUCACACCGGAGCAGCCACCCCCACCCCUGCGGUCACCCGUGGAAGACGGCCUUGUCACCAGUGCUGUUACAGACAUGACCUC